Leptopilina heterotoma is the source of this 2378-nucleotide messenger RNA. RefSeq names its product mRNA-decapping enzyme 1B (gene DCP1). The record is from RefSeq and is a predicted model, not a curated record. Gene Ontology annotation, molecular function: enzyme activator activity; mRNA binding. Lineage: Eukaryota; Metazoa; Arthropoda; Insecta; Hymenoptera; Figitidae. Gene Ontology annotation, biological process: deadenylation-independent decapping of nuclear-transcribed mRNA; positive regulation of catalytic activity; deadenylation-dependent decapping of nuclear-transcribed mRNA. Bases 170 to 1501 code for a protein of 443 amino acids. The transcript is spliced from 3 exons. Gene Ontology annotation, cellular component: P-body.
UAAAAAUUAGUAUGGCGUCAAUUGAAAGAAGCAGCUGGUUCAAGUCUUGAUUUAUUAAAAUUAUAAGACACAAAUAGAAUACAGAAUCAGAAGUUUGUGUAUAUUUAUUAAAGCACGACCAAAGUCGAGAAGAUUCAAGAUCUUUUAUACAAAAUAUAUAGUUGUGAAAAUGUCGAACGUGUCGGAAUUAAGAAUGAACGUAGCGGCUUUGAAAAGAGUUGACCCUUACGUCAAGGAUAUCCUAGAAACCGCGACUCAUGUCGCUUUAUAUACAUUUAAUGCGGAAACUAGUGAAUGGGAAAAGACUGAUGUCGAGGGUGCUUUAUUUGUUUACUCAAGAAGUGGAGAACCGUUCAAUAGUUUUCUCAUCAUGAAUAGAUUAAAUACAAAAAACCAAGUGGAGCCAGUAACACGAGGUCUAGAUUUACAAUUACACGAGCCUUUUCUGCUUUAUAGAAACUCAAAAUGUGAUAUUCAUGGCAUCUGGUUCUAUGACAAAGACGAAUGCGUGCGCAUUGCAGCUAUGUUAAAUAAACUCGUUAAAGAAUCAGAAAACACAUGCAAAGCCUUGCCAAAAUUAAAGGCACAACGUAAUUCAAAUAAUGUAGAUAUUUUCAGUAUGCUCAGUAAAGCACAAGAGGAUUAUAAUAUAAAUCGAAGUGGAAAUGAUGAGUCAAGUGGAACAAAAUCGCCAAUGAAUACAAAUAUUGAUAUGAUUUCUGCAUCAUUGCAAGCGCCAUUGGGACCUGAUGUUACUUCACAAAGUGUCAUGGACUUCUUUGCCAAGGCAAAAGUUAAUCCCAUGCAUUUUAAAGCCGGCGAUCAACCGGUACAAGUACACGAGAGUAAACCAUUAUUGGCACGUUUAAUGUCACAUCCAGCUGCUCAUACUUUAGAGCAUAUUGAAAAACAACAAAGAUCAACAACACCACAGCCAGUGCCCCCAUCUCAUCAUAUUACAACAACGCCCUUAUCAGUUACUGCAAAUGACAUAGGCAACUUAUCUGUAACAAACAGAUCAAAGAAAAAGAAUAAAGUUUCACAAUUAGCCACCAUUCCAGGGCCCAAUGUACAAGAUCUUCCGUCCACAAUUGCUCAAAGUGAAACUAAUGAUUCGAGUUUUCUCAGGAUACAAUCGCCUGUAAAUACAUCGUCUCUAUUGAAUAAUCAUCACUCUAAUCACAUUAUUGGAUCGAGUGGCGGCAAUGCUCUUACAUCAUUGUUUGGACAAACUUCUUCAUCUGUGAUGACAGAAGAUGUGAUAAGUUCACCGAUAACGCCAAGACAGGGAACAGCCUCAGGAACAAAUUCAGCCCCAGCAUUAAUACCGCCAGUAAUGUUCGCUGCUCCCAGUCCUGCCGAACCAGUAAAUCGACCUUUGGAACCCCUCACAAGGAAUCAAUUGCUCCAAGCAGUCAGUUACCUUUUAAGGAGUGAUCCGGAUUUUGUUAAUAAACUUCAUGAAGCUUAUGUCAAGUCUUUCAGCGAGAUUUUGUCCUAGGGAAAUGGAACCUAGUAAAAAGAAAACGAAAUAAAAAGAAAAACUACGGCUUGGACACGGCGAUCGGGUAGUGUUGUCAACGUAAACGAAAAACAAAACGAGGUAAAUUUAAAACUAAUUGGAAUUAAAUAAGUAAAACUUACGUCUAUUUCUGUUACAAGCGAAUAAAAAAACGUAAGUGUAUUAAUUGUAACCAGCCUUUUCGGGUUUGGAACUAAGAAAAUAUUAAAAUUUCCAUACCUUGAAACAGUAUUUUUAUAAUGUAAAUGCAUUUUUUCUUAAAGCAUAAUCAAAGGUAUGAGUGAUGGGCUCCAGUGAUUGUUAAUUAAUAAUUUUUUUUCUCUUUAAAAAAUCAAGCCCAUUCUGCAAAUUUGUUGAUGAUAAAAAAGUGUUAUUUGAAAAAAGAAUUUAAUUUUUAUGCCUCUUUGAUAGUAAAUUUGGUCGAGAAUUAUUUUUUCUCUCUUUUUAAAUUAAUAAAAAAACGGCCCAAUAAUGAUUUUAAUAGCGUGAUAUGCCGAGAAUAAAGAAAACAACAUUUUAUGAUUGCUAUUUCGAGAAUAGUACGACAAUAACGUCAAAAAAAAAAAAAAAAUACUUGCGCGAAAUGCACAUGUUACAUUAAAAAUGCAAAGAUUUUCUUUCUUGUGAUAAAACAAAAAAUAUGCAAAAUUGUUAAUGCAUGAAGCAUGAUUUGAAAAUUAAGAUUGUACAAUUCUAAAUGAAACAUGACUUUUGUUAAAUGUACAUCAAAAAUCGACACAUUCUUUGAUUUAACUAUUGAACAAACAAAAAACAUCAAUGGAUGAUUUCAAGAAUGGAAUGACAGGAAAAGAAAUUUGGAUAAACAAGAAUAAAAAACAGAAAAAAGUGUAAAAUC